This is a messenger RNA of Caenorhabditis elegans, 3317 nucleotides long. RefSeq names its product Translational repressor ifet-1 (gene ifet-1). NCBI's taxonomy places the organism in Eukaryota, Metazoa, Nematoda, Chromadorea, Rhabditida, Rhabditidae. Gene Ontology annotation, cellular component: cytoplasm; cytoplasmic ribonucleoprotein granule. The record is from RefSeq and is marked reviewed.
UGUAAAUAUGACUAGUCAUCUAGACGACGAAGGCCUACACCCAAUGGUCUCAACCCUUCUCGGAGGGGGCACACUUCCGACGGUACCGUUCAAAGCGUACACCAGAGAACGAAUGAUGGAACUGAGAACUACCAAAGCAAGCAUGACGAGGCCUGAAAACCUCUCAGAAGAUUUCAAUGGCGAAGAUGGUAAGUUUUCUCCUUUGAAAUGGCUUGAACACCGUUGGGAAAUCGAAGGAAUUAAAAAUCGUCCGAUGUCGAAAAAAAUUGAUUCGUUAUGCGCUGGCGCUGAUGAAAAUACGGGUUUGUCUCCACAACGGAGAGCAUUUAGCAGUGGCUGCAAAGCACCAACAGACGACAAAGGACGUGACGGAGAGUACGAAAGAUUGGGAGGGCAUGGAAAGAACUGGAGAAACGGAAGUACCGGUGGUGCCGAUAAAUUUGCUUCGAGAGGAAAUGACUUCAAACCAUCCUUCCAGAAAGGUAACCAGCUUGAACGUGGUACUCGUGGAGCCGAAUGGAAAAAGGAUACGACACGAGGGGCAAAAUUCGCACCACGGAGAGAGGAACGCCUUACGAGCUUGAGCGGAAGUGAGAAGCUGCCAGAAUGGGCUGACGGUCCCACUACAAUGGACGAUAUGAUUGAGUUGCGCGGAUUUGAUGAACCAAAAAAAGUGAAGAACAAAAAGAAUCCAAAGGAAAAGAAGGAGAAAGAAGCUGUGAAAGCUCCGGAGCCAGUGGAGUGCGUUGGAUCCCGUCCGUCAUCAACUGGUCUCAAGACUUCUGAACCUAUUGACGAUCCAGCAAUUGCUUAUUCUUCUUCGGGAGGAGGAGCUCUUCCGGCUACGGAUCAGGAACUCGCGGCUCUUCUGGGAUGUCUUGACAUUCAAAAAACAUCAAGAAAGAUCGAUGGCGACGAUAUGGCUUGGGCGCACAAGAGUGAGGAAACUGCUGGAGGAACUAGUCGUCUCAGUCGGUUCUUCGCAAAGAAGAACAAGUCCCCUGAAUUGGACGCUAUGCUUUCGUCAGUUGGAGGCGGAAACGAUGAAAACGUGGCUAAUCCAAUGCUUGCAAGACUUUUCGGUCAUAGUGGUGGUGAUAACAACGCUUCAUCUUCUGGAGCUGGUGAUAUAAAAGGAGGAAUGCGGUUGGAAGAUUUGGAGAAAGGCAUGGAGUCAAAGGAACCUUCAAAAGUCAGUCCAUUGCAAGAUCCAUCACAACAAGCACAACUUCUGCAACAUCUGCAAAAAUUCGCCAAACAGCAAGCAGAGUCUGGUCAGCACAUACAUCAUCAUAGACAACCAACACCACCAAAUGGAGGUCCACAGCAUCAACAACAUUUGCAUCACCCUAUGGUUCAUCCUGGAAUGCAAAUUAUCGCAGAUCCAAGCCUUCUUGCAAGCUUCGCACAGAAUCCAGUGAUUUUGAAUGCCUAUGUCGAGAAUCAACUUCAAGAAGCAGUCAAUGCUGCAAUUCGUGCAAACAAUGGGCAGCAGCUUCCACCACAGCUUCAUGAGCAACUUCGUAUGGCAUCCAUGCGUAACAAGGCUUUCCUACAGUCUCAGACUCUCACUUUCGUUAGUCUUCAACAACAGCAUCAGAACAUCCAGCAGCAUCAGCAACAACAACAGCAUCAUCAACACAAAGGUCGCACUCCUGCUAUGAUACCUGCGUCUGUGCAGCGGCAAUUGCAGAAGAGCUCCUCAAAUGCUGAUCAGAAGAAAGAAAAGACGAGUCAGAGCCCGCCAGAGAGCAACCAAGAGACUUCCGACGCUCAUAAUCAAUCUGAUGCCAUGAACCAACUGAAGAAAUUGCACAUGCAGCAGAACUAUGCCAAUAUGGUGCAGGCAAUGAAUUCUGGAGUCGGAUGGGCACGCGGAAACGGCGUUGUUAACGGACAACAGCAACAUCCACAGCAGCAACUUCCACCAAAUGUUCAAAUGCUGAUGGCUCAACACCAGCAAGCUCAAAUGCAGCACCUCAAGAUGAUGAUGUCCCGUGCUCAACAACAGCACAUGUUGAUGGCAAAGAUAGCUCAAAUGCAACAACAGCAAGCCCAGAUGGCUAACAUGCAAGAGAGACAGGGACCCAGUCAUAAUCAGCAACAACACCAACCUGUGGUUCCAUCCGAGCUGUCACAGGUCGGGCCAAUUCAAACUCCGCUUGAGAAGCUGCUGGCAUCGGUUGGAGUUCAGGGAUCUCAAUUCACUGGGUCCGGAGAUCGAAUUCCAUCGUCGGUCCGUCCAAUGUCUCUGGAAGAUCUCGAGAAACAGUUAACAGCUGUUCCAAAGUAGAAAUAUGGGUUUAAUUCCCUAGUUCAUAAUAGCAACUUUUUUUUUGUUUUUCCUACCUUCACAUAUAUUCAACCAUGUUUAUCGCUUACCAUCCACCAAGCGGGUACACAUAGUCAUGUAUUCGUAUUAUUUUUUUCUUCUCUCUUGUUCAUAUAAUCCCAUCUCUUUCUGGUCCUUUUCUCCCUCGUGUCCCAUCAAAAUUUCGCUUUACCGUCGCUAUUUUCUUCGGUUUUUUGUUGUUCGGCAUUUCACUGAAAUCGAAAAAAACAGCGGGGUGUCCCCCCACAACCUUUGUUGGUGAUCCCUUGAUAGUUUCCGUAAUGCCCCAUAAUAAGUUUGUUUCCUUUUUUUUAAUUUUUACUUUUCUAAUUAUGUUCCAAGUUUUGUUAUAUUGACGCAUCUUCGACGUGUUUAUAUAUUGGUCCCCGCUGCUCGAGUGAACCUCGAUAGAUUGUAAAGCGAACUUCAGUGAAUUCAGAAUGAUUUGCAUUUUUAGUUCAUCAGAACUCCAUUCUCAAUGAUUUCACUUCUUUUCCCCCAACCUACCGCCUUUUAGAACACACUGUUCUCUCUUCCUCCCCUUUUCUUGUAAGCUGGUUUUUCACUUGUUCUUCCCCUCACAUCUACCCAAAUCCCUUCGGAAAGUUUGUAUAAACACCUUCGUAGAGAAUUUCUUGCAUCCCGUCGGAUGCGUAGAGGAUCUCUCGAAAAUGCGAAAAGUUUUAUAAGGGUACACUCAUUUUCAAUUCCAUCUCCCACUCAAUUUUACAUCAGAUUGUCCCUAAAACGUUUUUGUACUUGUACAAGUUUGGUGUCCACAUUUUGUUGGAUCUCGUCCACUCUUGUUCUCAUUAUUUUUUGUCUCCUUUUGUGCACCUCCCAUGUUGUGCCACGUUUUUCAUAAGCAGUUCACCAUUCCAAACAGUUUUUUGUAGACACAUUUUUCGUUUUUAUUUUAGAAAUGAGAGGUGAUGUGUUCUAUAAGAUGGAUUUGGAUUUGGAUAAAAUGAAUAAUUGAAGAAGA